AUGAAUGUGCACUGUGCUGCUGGGACAGACUGGUCGAGAAAUCUGGAGCCAGGCUGCUCUGUGGAAAACGUGCCAGGAGCAAUCCAUGAGUCAGGAGAAGGUAACGUGGUGCUAGGAGGUCACAGCCCUGCCACAGCUCCCAGGACUGAGGGUUUGGAUUCAGAAUGCCGACACGCUGCCUGUCCAGCAGGUCCCCAGCUCAGCAGCAUGCUGCCUGCUCUGGAAGACACACACAGCUGUCAUUUCCAGGAUGGGAGUAAGAGGCAGACAGAGUAUUUCAGUCCCCAGGAACGUCACGGGUCCUGCUCUCUGCCUGCAGGCAGCAGUUCCCAAACGGGGGCUCCGGAGAAGGUGACACUCGUGGUGGACGGCACUCGCUUUGCAGUGAACCCACAGAUUUUCACUGCUCACCCUGAUACUAUGCUGGGAAGGAUGUUUGGCCCAGGGAGGGAAUACAAUUUCACCAGGCCCAACGAGAAGGGGGAAUAUGAAAUCGCAGAAGGAAUUAGCUCCGCUGUGUUCCGGACCGUGCUGGACUAUUACAAAACUGGAAUCAUUAACUGCCCUGAUGGGAUUUCCAUCCCGGACCUUCGAGACACAUGUGAUUACCUCUGCAUUAACUUUGAUUUCAACACAGUCAAAUGUCAAGAUUUGAGUGCUCUGUUACAUGAGCUCUCCAACGAUGGUGCUCACAAGCAGUUUGACAGCUACCUGGAGGAGCUAAUCCUGCCCAUAAUGGUGGACAGUGCGAGGAAGGGGGAACGGGAGUGCCACAUUGUCGUGCUGACAGAUGAAGACACCGUGGACUGGGAUGAAGAUCAUCCACCUCCCAUGGGAGAGGAGUACUCACAAAUCCUUUACAGUUCCAAGCUGUACAGAUUCUUCAAGUACAUCGAGAACCGGGACGUGGCGAAAGCCGUGCUGAAGGAGCGGGGGCUGAAGAACAUCCGCAUUGGCAUCGAAGGCUAUCCCACCUGUAAGGAGAAGGUGAAGAGGAGGCCUGGUGGCCGCUCAGAAGUGAUCUACAACUACGUCCAGCGGCCGUUCAUCCAGAUGUCGUGGGAGAAGGAGGAGGGGAAGAGUCGCCACGUGGAUUUCCAGUGUGUGAGGAGCAAAUCUCUGACAAACCUGGUCACUGUGGGUGACGACGUUUCCGAGGACCAUGAGGUUCUAAUGCACCACCCCCCCCAAGUAGAUGAACUCGACAGGCUGAACGCCCCCUUCUCCCAGAUGGCUGUGAACGACCUCCCAGAUUAGUGGUGGCUCAGGGUGGACAGUCCUGCUGGAGGUGGGAAGCUCUCGGCGUGGUUUCAUCCCAGGGGAUGGGACACAGACUCCUGCAAGGUGCUUUAUCCUCCUUCAUGCUCGCACUACGCUGUCAUAUUUCAAGCAUGUUAAUAAAGAGCCACACUUCAUAGUCUAAUCGUGCAAUCAAAAGCAACGUCUCCUCAAA
Molecule: messenger RNA, 1453 nt
Organism: Merops nubicus (carmine bee-eater)
Lineage: Eukaryota; Metazoa; Chordata; Aves; Coraciiformes; Meropidae
Gene: KCTD20
Product: potassium channel tetramerization domain containing 20
Exons: 7
Coding region: 1-1257 (418 amino acids)
Biological process (GO): positive regulation of phosphorylation
Cellular component (GO): cytoplasm
Molecular function (GO): protein binding
Source: RefSeq, a predicted model, not a curated record